AUGCGGUCUUUAUUAAUCUCGUUUCUAUUUUCAACGUUUCUUGCAACUUUGGAAACAAGGAUUUUGCACAGACCCCGAGAUUUCCGAUGUGGUAGGCUGAUUGUAUUCGGAGAUAGUUUAUCAGACGAUGGAGUUGAGGCAGAAGGAGAGAGUCAUGGAUUUCUACGGAACUGUAACGGAAAAGUUUGGCCUGAAUAUGUAAAUGCGAUGUUGGAAUGUGACAGAUAUGUCAACUAUGCAUACAGUGGAGCCAAGUCUGGACUUGGAAACUUCUACUUUGACUCGUUCUCUGGAAUUCAAUGGCAAAUUAAUCAGUUUUUAUCAAACAAUAAGUUCUUGUCGGAUGAUCCACUGGUUAUUCUCCAAACAGGUGGAACCAUUGAUUUCUUCGGUGGAGAUACCAAUGCAACCGAAGUGGUGGAGAAUAUUCAGCAGACUAUUCAGAAUAUCACUCAGACAAUGUCAUCUGGAACACUUGUCAUUUUGUCACUUCUGGAUGUUUCCAAUAGUCCUGGCGUUCAGGCAGCAGAGGAUUCAGAGAUCCUUCAGGAGAGGCUGGGACAUUUGAUCUCUGAAACUAAUCGGCAACUCCAUCACAUAGUUCUGGAUUCUGAUCUUGGUACCCGUCGCCUGAAUCCAUUCCUUCGUGUUCGUCUAAUCGAUAUUAAUACAGUGGCACUGGCAGCUAUGCAAUCAUUGAAUACAACCGAACCAUUUACUCAUCACUCACCGGAUCUCAUUCCUCAAGCGAUAUACAAAUACGCCUACCAUGACCUUUGGAAUCCGUCGACAAUUGUUCACUACCACAUCGCAAAGGAAAUAGUUCGAAACCUUCAACAGUUUUAG
Molecule: messenger RNA, 846 nt
Organism: Caenorhabditis briggsae
Lineage: Eukaryota; Metazoa; Nematoda; Chromadorea; Rhabditida; Rhabditidae
Exons: 7
Coding region: 1-846 (281 amino acids)
Molecular function (GO): hydrolase activity, acting on ester bonds
Source: RefSeq, a predicted model, not a curated record